GGGAGGUGGGGGGAGGUACAACGGCGGCGGGCGAUAGGUUAUGAAAAAGUCGUGCAAAUACUGGACGGGCGUGGGUAACAUAUCGACGGUGUGUCUGUCGAACGCGAAGCGCGAACGCGCGACGAGUCUCGGAGACGACAGUCUGCCGAGUUUUUACAUGAAGGAGCAGGACAUCCCGGAGUACCUGGAGGGCUGCGGGUUGACCACCUGCACCGCCACCGGCGACAUGCCCGAGGACAUGGAGGUGCUGCGCGACAAUAAGGAGCACCCGGGGAACAAGGAGAAGAAACUGUCAACCACGUCCAUCAGCGGUGGAGGUGGUGGCCAGGGUGACACCAAGAAGACCGUCAUGGUGAAGCAUCCGGAGUCGAACAAACCGAAGCCCACGACGAAGAAGAGCAAGCCGAUCCAGGCGGAGCUGGAUGUCGCCAAGGAGUUCAUUCGCUGUCGGGACGAAUGCGUGAAACGAUUGGAUCUUAGCAAGGCCAGCAUCACGAAUUUACCCAGCUCCGUCAGGGAGUUGACUCAUCUGCGGGAGUUCUACAUUUAUGGUAACAAACUGGCGACCCUGCCACCUGAGAUCGGCUGCCUGGCGAACCUGGAGACUCUGGCGUUGAGCGAGAACUCGCUCACCAGUCUACCAAACACUCUGGAGAAUCUCAAGUCCCUCCGGGUCCUGGAUCUCAGGCACAAUAAGCUCAACGAAAUACCGGACGUCGUGUACAAGCUUACAUCGCUCACCACGUUGUUCCUGCGCUUCAAUCGGGUCAGAUAUGUCAGCGAUAACAUAAGAAAUCUGACAAAUCUUACCAUGUUGAGCCUGCGAGAGAACAAGAUCAAGGAACUGCCCGCAGGGAUAGGCGAGCUUGUCAAUCUUAUCACUUUUGACGUCUCGCACAAUCAUCUGGAGCACCUGCCUGUGGAGAUUGGCAAGUGCGUGCAGCUGUCCACGUUGGAUCUACAGCACAACGAGCUCCUGGACAUACCGGAGACGAUCGGCAAUCUGGUGUCGUUGACGAGAUUGGGUCUUCGUUACAAUAGACUGUCCAGUAUCCCCAAGUCGCUGGCCAACUGUAAGAUGAUGGACGAGUUCAGCGUGGAGGGUAAUCAAGUGUCGCAGCUUCCAGAUGGUCUGCUAUCCAGUUUGUCGGAUUUAACGACCAUCACGUUGUCCAGGAACAAUUUCACCGCAUAUCCGUCAGGCGGGCCGUCCCAAUUCACAAACGUCUAUUCAAUCAAUCUGGAACAUAAUCAGAUCGAUAAGAUACCUUAUGGUAUCUUCUCCCGUGCCAAGAACCUCACCAAGCUAAACAUGAAGGAGAAUCAGCUGACCGCUCUGCCCCUGGACAUCGGCACCUGGGUGAACAUGGUCGAGCUGAAUCUAGGUACGAAUCAGCUGAUGAAGAUCCCGGACGACGUACAGUGCCUGCAGAGUCUGGAGAUACUGAUACUCUCCAACAAUCUGCUGAAGCGUAUUCCGGCCACUAUAGCGAAUCUGCGUAAGCUGCGGGUGUUGGACCUCGAAGAGAAUCGGAUCGACUCCCUGCCGAAUGAGAUUGGUUUUCUGCGCGAGCUGCAGAAGCUGAUCCUACAGUCGAAUCAGAUCGUCACGUUGCCGCGCGCGAUCGGCCACCUGACGAAUCUCACGUACCUGAGCGUCGGGGAGAACAAUCUGAAUUAUCUGCCGGAGGAGAUCGGCACCCUGGAGAACCUGGAGUCGCUCUACAUCAACGACAACGCGAAUCUGCACAAUCUACCGUUCGAGCUGGCCCUGUGCACAAAUCUCAGUAUUAUGUCAAUUGAGAAUUGUCCAUUAUCGCAGAUACCUGCCGAGAUUGUGGCCGGUGGACCGUCGCUGGUGAUCCAGUUUCUUAAGAUGCAGGGACCCUAUCGGUCCAUGUAACAGAUUAAUUAAGGCCGCGCGUCUUCGCGCGCCGCUGAGCCACAUUGAUGUCGAUUCUUAAUUGCGAGAGAAAGGUAGAGGGAGAAGCGGUGAAAGAAAUUGUUUUCAAGGGGAAGAUAUAUUUGUAACAUGACUAUCUGUUGAACUUUAAUUCUCACUUUAAUGAUCUCACUUUAAAUGAGAAAACGUGUAAAACAAUACUGAGAUACACUGUAUAAAAACGAAUUAGAUUGCUUUGUUUCUUCGGUGUCGAAAGGAUAUUUCUUUUCAAGUGCAAAACAUGAAUUAAGUGUAAUGUUAAAUUGGUGCUGUUGAAUAUUGUUCUUGCAAAUGGGAGAGAAAUAUAUAUAUAUAUUAUGUAGAUUAGUCUUCUUGUGCAAUUUUAAAACUUGAGAUGUUUUAAAGCUCAUAAUGUAAAUUUCCAAAAAGAUGAUAUACACUAUACUUAUAUAUGAGUAUCUCUUACAAUUAGUUUAUUAUGAUAUGUUUAUCUGCUUUAUCAAGAGAUGUAAUUUCCAUGCUGCGUGUUGAUAGUACAUUUCAAUUGAUAGUUUCUAAAAAAUUAUAUACACUGUCCACAGCAUAUUUUUAUGUAACGCAAUAAGUUGCUUAUUUUCUUUAGAUGCAUAAAAUAUGAGAAUUCUAAAUUAUAUUAAUUUGUUAAGUUUGCUAAAAUAUGAUGCAAUUGUUUCAUUUUUUAUUCAUUUGAUUGUGAAAAAUAUAAACAAACUCCCAUUUUGUAAAUUGCUUAUAAACAAAUGUAAAUUAAAUCUUAUGUUGAUUAUGAUAGAGAAAAAAUAUUUUAUAUAAAACAGAUAACCAUAUAUAAUUAGUUCUCGUAAGAACUAUUUUAAUAUAUAUGUUGCAGUUAUUUUUAAAGCUUAGUAAAAUAUAGUCUUCAUUUUAUUUAUUAGCAAAAUUCGUCGAUUAAAAGUAGCUUACAAUUUUUUUAAAUUAUAAUUAUAACAUUUAUUUAUAUAUACUAUAUAUAUAUAUAUAUAUAAAAGAAAAUUGUGCAACAGCGUAUCAUUAUACGAAAGAAUACAAUAUAAACGUCCCAUCUACUACAUAAGUACAAACACGUGAGACAAGAUCUUUAAUUUAGAAAUGAUAGAAGAAGAAAACGUGUUAAGAAUCGACAUCAACGGCAUUGUUUGUUGUACUAAAAGGUUGAAACGUACUUCGUGUAUAUUAUAAGCGAGAAAAAAAAGAUAUUUUAUUAAAAUAUUAAAUUGAGAAGUUGUGAAUAUAACGUGCACACAAAACGAACGUCGGUACACAUAAGUUUCCAUAUACAUACAUUCUGAUGUUAUAUAUGCGUAUAUUUUUUUCUCAUUUUUUCGUCGAUGUGUAUGUCACCUUAUGAGGUACAAAAUAUACUAAGAUCUUUCUACGGGAAGUCACACUCUUUUGAAACAUGAAACAUUAUAGCUAUAUUUAUCUAAUUCAACAGGGCGUACCGAAGAGCAAAUAUAUUAAUUUUUAUUUAUGUUAAUAAGCAGUGAAACGAAGAAUACUAUACUCUAUUAUGUCUGUGAAAGUAAGAAUUAUACAAAGAAGGAAAAAAAUCAUGAAGCAACAGAGUGUAUGCGAUAUUGUAUUAAUAUUUUUUAAUUUUUAUAUUAUUGUCAAUAAUUAGAUUAUAUAUUUUAUAGAGAUUCAUGAUGAUUCAUGACGGAGCGAUUAUAAGAUGCAUUAUUGCCUUUUGUUAAAAUAUCUUUACUCUCAUUAGAUAUAAUAUUUCUCUUUGUUCACUUCUUUGCUAUUUCUUAAAUUUUCUUAAAUAGUCUCAAAUAUAUAUCUUACACAUUCAAGUACUCUUCUUGUAUAUUUAUUCGUAUUUAAUUUAAACAAAGAUGCGAUUAUAUUGUAAAAUUUUGUGCUAUUUUGUGCAGGAAUAAUUGCACACGGAGUUCGUCUUAUAAUUGCUCUAUCAUCGUGAUUAAGUACAAGUACAUAAUUGUCGCUAAUUAUUGUAAAUUAUAUAAUAAUAAAUCUAUAAGUUUUAAUACGAUAUUGUACACACUCUACUGCUUCAAAUGUAUAAAGAUUAUUUUUCUUUUUUAUAUAAUUUUUAAAGUAAAAUAGGCCAAAAUUUUAUAGUAUAAUCCGCAUCUUUGUUCAAAUUAGAUAAAUAUAGAUUAGAUGAAUAUACAGAAAGGAAAAAUAUCGAAUGUGUAAAAUGCAUAUUUGAGACUAUAUGUUAAACAAAUUUGAUGGUUUAAAAAAAGAAAUUUACAAAACAGCAAAGUAAAUGAAGAAAAAAAUAUAC
Messenger RNA from Nylanderia fulva, 4175 nucleotides. Its product is annotated as leucine-rich repeat protein soc-2 homolog. Gene Ontology annotation, molecular function: protein binding. Gene Ontology annotation, cellular component: cytoplasm. NCBI's taxonomy places the organism in Eukaryota, Metazoa, Arthropoda, Insecta, Hymenoptera, Formicidae. The record is from RefSeq and is a predicted model, not a curated record.